UCCACUCAGCUAGCAGACUUAUUGAGGAUACCGGUUACAAUGGUGCAGAUCAAAUUCCUGUUCGCUUUCCUCGCUGUGGUGACAAUGGUUGUCCUGGCCGCCAACACUGCCGAAGCCAAAGAUUGUCUGUCUGGAGCUUUCAAAGGUGGUUGCUUCGCUUGGAGCAGAGAACGCUGCAGGCGAAUUUGCAUGGAGUCAGGAAGACCCAGCGGACAUUGCAGUCCCAGCAUGAAGUGUUGGUGCGAAGGAUGUUAAGGCCACUUCCUUAAAAAGUAUACAAUGCUUUCAUAGUAAUCAAAAGAAAACUCUUA
Molecule: messenger RNA, 311 nt
Organism: Drosophila rhopaloa
Lineage: Eukaryota; Metazoa; Arthropoda; Insecta; Diptera; Drosophilidae
Product: drosomycin-like
Exons: 1
Coding region: 40-255 (71 amino acids)
Biological process (GO): defense response
Source: RefSeq, a predicted model, not a curated record